Molecule: messenger RNA, 312 nt
Organism: Cryphonectria parasitica EP155
Lineage: Eukaryota; Fungi; Ascomycota; Sordariomycetes; Diaporthales; Cryphonectriaceae
Exons: 7
Coding region: 1-312 (103 amino acids)
Source: RefSeq, a predicted model, not a curated record
AUGGGGAAAUGGGGCUUCGGCUCCGGGCCGGUGCAGUACGGUGUUUAUAGCAUUUUGGCCCCUCCCCAAGUCCCGACCAAGGCGACCAAAGUCGAACCAAACAGAACCCCUCUCCCAGUCCUUGGACGGCCGGGUGACAAAGAGUGGCCGGGGAAGGGUGGCAAGCAAAAGCAACUCAACUCGACGCCCGUCUCCUCGGAAGGAUCCACCCAUUCUCGCCACGCGCUGGCCGGUUCCGGCGGCCGGGCCGGGGGGGAGGAGCAGGAGGCUGGCUAUGAUGUGGGCUGCUGCUGGACAAAAGACGGCUGCUGA